Messenger RNA from Lolium perenne, 1203 nucleotides. Its product is annotated as putative F-box protein At3g25750. Lineage: Eukaryota; Viridiplantae; Streptophyta; Magnoliopsida; Poales; Poaceae. The record is from RefSeq and is a predicted model, not a curated record. Gene Ontology annotation, molecular function: protein binding.
AUGGCGGACGGCGACGACAGCAUGGAACAAGGACGGAGCUUGCCGUCGGCAGUGGACUGGUCCAACCUCCCGGACGACCUUCUUGGCAUGAUCCGGUCGAGGUUCAUCUCCCGACGCGGACGCGCUCGCUUCGCCGCCACCUGCAGGUCGUGGCGGGCUGCGCCGGCGCCGCCAGCACUCCCUCUGCUCCUCCUCUCAGCCCACAGCAGCGGCAUGGACAUCAAGAAAAACCUCUACUGCCCUGAGGAACGCGAGGUUCUCCGUUUCGAGAUCCCGGGCAAACUGCGCAACACGCAGAUACGUGGAUGCUACGACGGCGGAUGGGUGGCCGCGGUCACGACCACGCCGCCGGUUACGUUCGCGAUCUUCAAUCUUUUCUCAGGUGUUGAGGUGCCACUUUCCAGGGAGCAGAGGAACAUGCCAUGGGUAGUACGGAGUCUGUGGGACAUCCGCAAAGUAAUCUUCUCUGACGUCCCUACCUCGGGCGACUGCGUCCUUGCCGCCAUGACUCAUCAACGCAACACAGCCUUGUGCAGAGUUGGCUCUCCGGACGCCGGGUGGGUCGUGAUCGAAAUAUGUGAUAGGGUGGUGCUCGACGAUAUUGUUUUCUUCCAGGGGGGCCUCUACGGCCUAACACAUAAUAGCCAGAAAUUGUUCAAGUUUGACAUCAGCUUUAACGAAGAUGCGGCGCCGCCGCUGGUGGUCGGCGGCCCCUACAUAUUUGAUGUCCAUUGGCAUGGUUAUAGGAUCGAGAGCCCGCUCACCACAUCCAUCUUUGAGUUACAUGGUAAGCUAGCGGUGGCCAUGAUGGCUCUCUCUUGGGAAAACAAUAAGCCCUUCUUCAAGGUGUUCCAACUUGAUGUCGCGGCACACACCUAUACGUGGAAGGAGGUAGUUACCUUGGGUGACAGCGCCUUGUUCUUGGGGAGAUCAUGCUCCUCCCGGGUGUUGCAUGUGCAAGCUGGCGGGCGCGGCGGUGUAACGAAAAAUCACAUCUACUACUCCGACCAUUGGCAUGCCAUCUUUUAUAACUACCCAAAGUUCCGCAAAGAGGCCUACUUGGCGAGGUCAGAAUAUGGUGAGUCCAUGUAUUGCUGCCAACACCAAAAAUCUCGUGACGGCGUGGAGGGAAUCCCCUCCGUGGGACAUUACAUGACGAAUGGCAUGGAUUAUCCACUCUGGUGCUUCCCUCCCGACUACUAG